UGUUCCCCUGGUUUGGCUUGGACAUCGGAGGCACCCUGGUGAAACUCGUGUACUUCGAGCCCAAGGACAUCACCGCCGAAGAGGAGGAGGAGGAGGUGGAAAACCUCAAAAGCAUCCGCAAAUACCUGACCUCCAACGUAGCCUACGGCUCCACGGGCAUCCGGGACGUGCACCUGGAGCUCAGGGACCUUACCCUGUGUGGGCGCAAAGGCAAUCUGCACUUUAUACGCUUUCCUACCCAUGACAUGCCUGCUUUUAUUCACAUGGGCAGCCAGAAGCACUUCUCCAGCCUCCACACCACCUUGUGUGCCACCGGAGGCGGGGCGUACAAAUUUGAGCAGGACUUUCGCACAAUGGGUGACCUGCAGCUGUGCAAGCUGGACGAGCUGGACUGCCUUGUCAAGGGGGUUCUGUACAUCGACUCGGUGGGGUUCAACGGGCACUCGGAGUGCUACUACUUCGAGAACCCGACGGACGCCGAGCGCUGCAGGAAGCUCCCCUUCAACCUGGAGAACCCCUAUCCCCUCCUGCUGGUGAACAUUGGCUCAGGGGUCAGCAUCUUGGCCGUCUACUCCAAAGACAACUACAAACGGGUGACGGGCACCAGCCUCGGAGGAGGAACCUUUUUUGGUCUCUGCUGCCUUCUUACUGGCUGCUCCACCUUUGAGGAAGCCCUAGAGAUGGCGUCCCAUGGAGACAGUACCAAAGUGGACAAGCUGGUGCGGGACAUCUACGGAGGAGACUACGAGCGCUUUGGGCUGCCAGGCUGGGCUGUGGCAUCCAGCUUUGGGAACAUGAUGAGCAAGGAGAAGCGGGAGGCUGUGAGCAAGGAGGACCUGGCCAAGGCCACGCUGAUCACCAUCACCAACAACAUCGGCUCCAUCGCGCGCAUGUGCGCGCUCAACGAGAACAUCAACCGCGUGGUGUUCGUCGGCAACUUCCUGCGCAUCAACACCAUCUCCAUGCGGCUGCUGGCCUACGCCCUGGACUACUGGUCCAAGGGGCAGCUGAAGGCACUUUUCCUGGAGCACGAGGGUUACUUCGGCGCCGUCGGUGCCCUCCUGGAGCUCCUGGGCUCCGCCUGA
Molecule: messenger RNA, 1085 nt
Organism: Merops nubicus (carmine bee-eater)
Lineage: Eukaryota; Metazoa; Chordata; Aves; Coraciiformes; Meropidae
Gene: PANK2
Product: pantothenate kinase 2
Exons: 6
Biological process (GO): coenzyme A biosynthetic process
Cellular component (GO): cytosol; nucleus
Molecular function (GO): ATP binding; pantothenate kinase activity
Source: RefSeq, a predicted model, not a curated record